Molecule: messenger RNA, 2384 nt
Organism: Ilyonectria robusta
Lineage: Eukaryota; Fungi; Ascomycota; Sordariomycetes; Hypocreales; Nectriaceae
Product: amino acid permease/ SLC12A domain-containing protein
Exons: 4
Coding region: 487-2118 (543 amino acids)
Biological process (GO): amino acid transmembrane transport
Cellular component (GO): membrane
Molecular function (GO): amino acid transmembrane transporter activity
Source: RefSeq, a predicted model, not a curated record
GUCGGCUAAUUCCAAGACUAAUACAGUACGCAGUAGACUGCAGCUAAUUAGCACGAAACAUCCAUCCACAUAUCGCCCAUCCACAUCCGUCCCGUUCGCUGUGCCACUGGCGCUGACUGGUCCACAGUCACAAAUAUCUCAUCCACAACCCCUGCGAGCCGUUGGGGUGUUGGUUCAGAGCAGACAGACCUAGGCAAACUCGGGCAAUAUAUGGGGGACGAGGAGGGGUCGAUCCUUGGCUUUGUAGCGUUUGCUCCAGGUUGCGUUAGUCAGGCGGAGUCGGUGAUGCCAUUGCUAUCCCAGCCGUCCAACGUACCGCAAGUCUAUCUGGGUUUUUUUUCUUCUUCAAUCCCAUACAGCUCGAACAUUUUUAUAUAGGCGCCUGCUAGUCCUGCCUGUCGCUCAGCUGUUUCUGUCUUUCACUUAUCUCGGCGCCUCUUUCUCGCCCGCUUGGAUCCCUAUCAGUAACAUCGACCCCCAGCGCCCAUGUCUGGCAACAAAGAUCCCCAGCUCGUCGCGGGCGAAGAUGGCCUCGCCGGCUACGAGUCCGGGUCGCCUCACCUGGAUUCAAGCGAUGACAGCUCCGUCGACCCGGAUUCCGGCGUCAAGAGAGGUCUCAAGAAUCGCCAUUUGUCCAUGAUGGCCCUUGCUGGUAUUAUCGGGCCCGGUUUACUUGUUGGCGCGGGUGGCGCGCUUAACAACGGUGGCCCAGCCUCCUUGCUCAUAGGGUUUGGAGUAAUUGGAAUCAUCGCGUUUUCAAUCAUGCAGUCUUUAGGCGAGGUGACGACACUCUACCCCGGUGGAGGGAGCUUCAUACAACUUAGUGAUCGUCUCGUUGACAAGGCCUUCGCCGUUGGUGUUGGUUUUAACUACUUCCUCGUGUGGGCAACUGUGUUAGCGAACGAAUAUAAUGUUAUAUGCAGCAUCAUGACUUACUGGGGCCCCGUCGUGCCUCUGUGGGGAUAUUUCUUGAUCUUCUGGACGGUGUUUAUGGGCUUUCAACUCCUCGGCAUUGAGGCGUUUGGUGAGGCCGAGUUUUGGCUGGCCCUCAUUAAACUCGUGGGACUGACCGCCUAUUUCAUCUUCUCCAUCGUCUAUGCUGCGGGAGGUCUCGUUGGUCAGGGCGAACCGCUUGGGUUUACUUACUGGAGAGAUCCUGGAGCCUUCAACGGCAAUGGCUUCCGCGGCGUCGCCACCGUAUUUGUCUUCUGCUCGACAUUUUACUCUGGCGUUGAGUCGAUUGCCAUUGCUGCUUCCGAGACGAGAAACCCCGGAGUUGCUAUUCCCCAGGCCAUUCGCCAGGUCUUCUGGCGUAUUAUCUUCGUCUACAUGGGGUCCGCUUUCUUCUUUGGCCUUACCUGUCCCGCGAAUGCCGAUGGACUCGUGAACGGAGAGUCUAAGGCACUGAAGAGCCCAAUGACUAUCGCCAUCCAGACUGCUGGAUGGGAAGGAGGUGUUCACCUUAUCAACUCCUUCAUCCUCAUCACUUGCUUAUCCGCCAUCAACUCCUCCAUCUACAUCGGUUCGCGGACUGUUUUGUACAUGGCCCAGUCCGGCAAGGCUCCCAAGAUUCUUGGCUGGACUAACAGUAGGGGCGUUCCCGUCUGGGCAAUCCUCCUUACCAACGCUGUCGGCGCCAUAUCCAUGAUGAACGUAUCCACCGGCGCUUCCAAAGCCUACAGCUAUAUUGUCAACCUCUCUGGCGUUAGUACAUUCCUUGUUUGGGGCAGCAUCAGCCUCAUCCACAUCCGCUUCCGACGCGCCUGGGUGGCCCAGGGCCGAAACAUUAGUGAGCUGCCAUACAAGGCUCUCUGGUACCCUGGCCUCACAUAUUUCGGUCUCGGCGCCUGCAUUUUCUUGGCUUUUAUUCAGGGAUGGACGACGCUGUCGCCGUUCGACGCGGGUACCUUUGUCGACGCCUACAUCCUCAUUCCCCUAUUCGGAAUCAUCUAUGUGGCAUGCAAGCUGUAUUGGGGAAGUAGCGACCCGAUCAAGCGUAGCUGGUCGAUCGACCUUGAUAGUGGUAGGAGAACGGAUUUGGAUUCCAAGGGGUCGGUAAACAGGGGCGAGGUACCGGGGCAGACGACCUUUUGGAAGAAGCUCUUGCAGUCGUUAUAAGCGGGCAUGUUGCUCUUGAUGGAUGAACACAUGGAUGAGUGUAUUGGGAUAAUAAUUAGGCCCUGAUGUUACUUUUUAAUAAUGAUUCAAACCCAGAGACCAGGUCUGGUUAGGGCUCAGAAAAUGGUCUUCUGUGGCGGACCAUAAAGUGGACAAGUUGAGGAGACGCAUGUCGGUCCCUACAUGCUGACAUUGUUCCUCUUUUCCCGUGCUCUCGUAUCUAACUCAAUAAACUCAAUAAUAAUUAUUAUCAGGGGAUAAAUACU